AAGGAAAAUUCACGGCCCAACAUGGUUGCUUCACGUGUCUACUGUUGACUGAAUAUUGGUACUUCAGUCAACGUUUCUACUCAGUUUAUUAUGUGAUAAUCAACUGAUAUGAAACUUGUGACUCUUAGAACAAAUAAGUGAUAUCAUUACCAGUGCAAUGUACAGGCUUUUUAGACGUUACAAGUUGCCUGUCCGGAACGUACAAUUCGCAACAGUUCAAGUUAACCUUCAACACAGCCACCGAAUUUGUUCGAUUUGCAACUUCUAUCAUCUUCAGCCGAUCAAUUAUAAUAACCAUGGCAUUGUACGCUAUCAAACCACCAUCACGGAAAUGGCUUGUUUGGAUGCAGCAGCUCUCAAAAAAGUCAAGCACAAGAUUAGGAAAUAUGCAGAACUGUUAGAAGUAUCUGCGGAAUCAACAACUGAUACAAAAGCCAUAAUUAAAAAACUCAAUGCAACUGGUGUUUCAAAUUUGGCUAACAAACCAGACAUUAGUUUAGAUCAACUGCAUAAAAUUAAAAACAUCAAUAAAUUACCGAAUCAAAAAACAUCAAUUGCUAAAACCGAGCAGGGUCCAAAGGAAACUGACGCAUCGGCUUCUGAAAUUUUUUGUCCAGCGGACGAAUUAAAUUCAAUGGCGCCAUCGAUGUCUAUAAAUUUAGAUGAAGAAGACAUAUUACCUAAGAACGACGAGUUAUUUGAAGAGGACUUGAUGGUUCUGGGGCCUACCGAUCCAACGUUGAUUAAGAAUACAUCUCUUUUGAGUAGGUCACAUUAUGACCCUGAGGAUGAUGUAAAUGAGGACAAUUUAGAAUCAGUGGUUCAUCCUGACAGUCAAAACUCUAAAAAAAAGGCAAAAACAAAGUUAAAGGUAAAAUAUACGGAUGAGGAAAUAGAAGCCCUAAACAAAGAACAUCUGCAGACUACAAAACAAAAUUUACUUCAUGAGAACCUGCACUCUUAUUUGUCCGUGUGCAUCUCCAGUGGGAUGAUUUCACAAGCAUUCAACACUCUGCAGUAUUAUAGAAGUCGAGCUAAACGCCUCAAAGAUCAAUGCAGUAUUACUGACAUUGCCAUAUAUAACUGCGUGUUACAAGGCUAUGCUUCACACGGAAAUUUGGAGAAGGUCAAGCUGUUAUUGCAGAUGAUAGUCGAGGAUUCGAUCCAACCUAAUCCCCAAACUUACGCUGCUAUGUUUGAAGUUGUUAGUCGCAAGAAAGAUUUUCAGCGUCACAAGGAAUUCCUGGAAUCUGUUCUGUCAGACAUGACUUCACGUGGUAUAAGUUUGAACGACGUAUUAGACAAAUCCGUUUUCACUCAUGAUCAGAGAGAAAUGACAGAUCGAGGAAUUCGGGUAUUAGUUCCGGAUUUUGAGGCAAAUUACACUCGGCCAGAUACCUCAUAUAGUAACCAUCUCCUUGAGAAAAUAACAGGUACCAUAGGGCAAUCUAUUGAGCCUGCCAAAGAUAUUGUAACCAUUUCGGAAUUGAUGACUAAAGCCAGGCAUCAAAUGCAAUUGGAGAAGACUGGUAGUGUCACUGUAAAGAGUGUUGCAGUACCUCCAAAACUUUCAUCAUACGCACUACUAUGUAGAGAAAAAGUUGCAGAGAUUGAAAAAAUGUGGAGAACGGUAAUAACGGAAGCUUUUCAAAGGGAAUUGAAUGUUUACCAGUCUCAAAAUACCAAUGGAUACCAUUUGAAAAGAACGAUGAAUUUAUAUCCUUAUUUAACCGUUCUCGACACAAGUGUUUAUGUAGACGUUAUACUAGACGAAGUUAUAAAUCGUGCAUCUGGUUCUGAGACUUUCAGCCCUGGGCUUCACAGUCUUAUUGGACAACUUGGGAGAAAUAUUUUUCACAAAUAUCAGAUGGAAAUGAAGCAUCGCAAUAGUGUGCAUAGCAAAAUAGAAAGUAUAUACAAUGAAUACUGUAAACGUUACAUAAAUGGAUUGAAUGGAACGAAUGCUCGCACAACAUGGCUAAAUUUACUUCACGAAAAAAUGCAUGAAGGAGCAACCGCGGACCUUGAAAUGGUGCCCUGGCCAUACCCUGUAUUAGUGAGCAUAGGCAGAUUUUUAUACAACAUCAUUCUACGGGACAUUAAGAUUGACGUCAAUUGUAUCAAGGCAAAUUCCCAGACUCAAAGAUAUUUACCAGCGUUCUAUGCAGUCUUCAGAAAUAAUGAUCAUCGAGUUACUCAAGAAAUAAAACCACAUCCUUUCCUAUGGAAAUUAUACAGAGAUGCCCAGCUUGAAACAUUGAGCUUCGAAACAUCCAUGUUACCUUUAGUUGGUCCACCAUCACCUUGGUACUCUCCUAAAAAUGGCGGUUACUUACUAACGGAUACUAAGGUUGUAAGAGGUGUCUCCGAUUCUACACAACAGUGGCAAAUAUUAAAACAGUUACCACAAACCCAACUUUACCCAAUUUUCGAUAGUCUGAACCAAUUGUCCAGUAUACCAUGGAAAAUAAAUAUUUCAGUUCUCAAUAUAGCUGUCAAGGUAUUUCAAGACGGAGGAUCUCAGGAUCUAGACAUACCAGAACCUCCAACAACUACACCACUUCCAAUGAUAGAUGUGGAGUUAUCAGCUGAGGAGAGAAAACUUGCUGUUAAAGCCAGGCUGAAAGAGAAAAGAAAGAGAGCAGACACGUACUCGUUGUGGUGUGACACUUUGUACAGAUUAUCUUUAGCCAAUCAUUACAGAGACGAAGUGUUUUGGUUACCACAUAACAUUGACUUCAGAGGUCGAGUUUAUCCGAUUCCUCCACAUGUUAAUCAUCUUGGUUCAGAUCUUGCACGCUCACUAAUGGUGUUUGCAAAGGGGCGACCUUUGGGGCCAGAUGGUUUUAACUGGCUCAAAAUUCAUCUCGUGAAUUUGACAGGUCUUAGAAAGAGAGAAUCAAAUGCUGAGCGUCUAAGGUAUGCAAACGAGCUGCUUCCACAGAUUUUGGACAGUGCGGAAAAUCCCCUGGGUGGUGAAAAAUUCUGGCAAAAAUCCGAGGAACCGUGGCAGACUUUAGCAGCUUGUUUUGAGAUUGCUGAGGUGUCAAAGUCUCCAAAUCCAGCAGAGUAUAUUAGUCGCUUUCCUGUUCAUCAGGAUGGUAGUUGUAACGGACUACAACAUUAUGCUGCACUUGGUAGAGAUCGGCAAGGUGCAGAAAGUGUCAAUCUCUCAUCCACGGAAAAGCCCCAAGACGUCUAUAGUUUUAUCGUAACAUUGGUAGAAGAACAGAGACGAACCCAUGCCAGUGAAGGUUUAGAGAUAGCUCAGGUUUUAGAAGGAGUUAUCAAGAGAAAAGUUAUUAAGCAAACCGUUAUGACCACUGUUUAUGGCGUGACACGAUUUGGUGCUAGGCUACAAAUAGCCAAACAAUUGAAAGAAAUUGAUUUCCCGGAAGAACAUCUGUGGGCAGCUAGCCAUUAUUUAGCUAACCAAACUUUUCAUAGUCUGAGAGAAAUGUUCACGAGCACGAAACUGAUCCAAGACUGGCUAACGGAAUCUGCUCGUGUUAUCUCUUCCACCUGUGGAAAAAAUAUCGAAUGGGUCACUCCUCUCGGUCUUCACGUAGUACAACCAUACAGUAGACCUACACAUACUUUCAAUGACAGAUUUGCUAUGCCAAAGAAGUCGAACAUUGAAAAACCGAAUGUGAUGAAACAAAAAAAUGCCUUUCCUCCAAACUUUAUACACUCGUUAGACUCUACUCAUAUGAUGUUAACAGGCCUUCAUUGUGAACAUGAAGGAAUCACCUUCGUAUCUGUACACGACUGUUUUUGGACCCACGCUUCUACCGUUGCUGCAAUGAACAAAAUAUGUCGUGAGCAAUUUGUAGCUCUUCACUCUGAACCAAUUUUGAAGAAUCUGUCUGAAUUCCUUGUGAAGACAUUCGGUUAUGUAGAAAGUGACAUUGUUCAAGAUGGAUCUGUUACGGAGCUUAGCAAAAAAAAAGUGAACAGGCUUUUGCAGCAACUUCCAAAGCACGGCGACUUCGAUUUAAACAAUGUUUUAAGAUCGGAAUAUUUUUUCAGUUGAGAACAGAGUAUUAAGUGAUUAAUAUAUCUACAGUGUAUAGUACUCUAUCAAAGAAUUUAUUCUUUAAUUAGGCUACGCAUAAACGAUUGUGAAUAUUAAAUAUAGUAUUGUUAUGUCCAUAA
Athalia rosae (coleseed sawfly) is the source of this 4155-nucleotide messenger RNA. RefSeq names its product DNA-directed RNA polymerase, mitochondrial (gene mtRNApol). The coding region runs from base 158 to 4033 and encodes 1291 amino acids. The transcript has 18 exons. Gene Ontology annotation, cellular component: mitochondrial DNA-directed RNA polymerase complex. Gene Ontology annotation, molecular function: protein binding; mitochondrial promoter sequence-specific DNA binding; DNA-directed RNA polymerase activity. Gene Ontology annotation, biological process: mitochondrial transcription. The record is from RefSeq and is a predicted model, not a curated record. NCBI's taxonomy places the organism in Eukaryota, Metazoa, Arthropoda, Insecta, Hymenoptera, Athaliidae.